AUGACAGGAGCUAGUGGCACUUCGUGUGGAGCUUGCAAAUUCUUGAGAAGAAGGUGCUCUAAAGAAUGCAUCUUUGCACCAUAUUUCUGUUAUGAGCAAGCAGCCAGUCAUUUUGAAGCUGUGCACAGAGUGUUUGGUGCAAGCAAUGUAUCCAAAUUGUUGCUGCAUCUUCCAGUCCCAGACCGUGCCGAAGCUGCCCUUACCAUUUCUUAUGAAGCCUUGGCUCGGAUGCAGGACCCUGUUUAUGGCUGUGUUGCCCAUAUCUUUGCUCUCCAGCAACAGGUGGCCUGCUUGAAAGAGGAGAUUGAACUGAUUGGGAAUCACAUGGCUGCAACUCUUGCAUUUGAUGUGGGAAGCUGCGAGAGUUAUCAAUUCACCGAGCAACAUUCCAACUCUGAAUUGGCAAUGUCUUCUACUGAUGUGAACCAAGAGAGUAAUAAACAUAAUAAUACCGUGAACGGACACAUCGGACCGAUUGGACAUACAGGAAACUUCAGCGCUAGCGAUGGACAGGUGAUUGGAGCAGAGCUACCUCAGGAAAAUGCUUGGGAGGAAGCCAUUUCCUUUCUCUGUUCAGACUCGAACAUUUCAGAGAUGUUCGUUCAAGAAUUUCAGCAAACACUUGAUGAUCAUCAAUAUUUCUGGACCGAUAAUAAUAAUUGGUGCAUCAGUGGGUUGAUUUGA
Messenger RNA from Oldenlandia corymbosa var. corymbosa, 684 nucleotides. Lineage: Eukaryota; Viridiplantae; Streptophyta; Magnoliopsida; Gentianales; Rubiaceae. The record is from the annotation of a GenBank genome assembly.